AAAGGGGCUUACUAGAGAUGCGGCAGCUUACUGCUGCUGUAGCUCGAUCGUUGUGUGUGCAUGACAAUGGUUCGCGCAAGAGAACUUCUGCUAUUUGCUGCGUGUCUGCUGUCGAUGACGUUCGUCGCAGCGAAACCCGACUUUGGCGUUGAUGUGAUGAUCCGGGGCAGUGUAGCAGUGCAAGGUACGGCCGUCAUGAUCGAGGAGCGGUUGAGCGAGCUGACAAAACACAUGAGCUUUUCCCUCGUCUCGUCCUACGGCUUGCUGAGCGAUUUGCGCACCCAGAUGGACCUGCUGGCGCGCAAGGUGGCCACCAUUGGGACGACCUUUGCAACUGCUUUGAACCAAGCCAGUACAAGCAACAGCAACGUCACUGCUACCUUUCAUCCCGUCUUGCUCUCUCUCGCGCGUCUGCAAACACUCCAGGUGGACGAAUUACCUCCAAUUCUGGCUGAAAUCGAAAAACUCGUCAAACUAUCGAUCAAGCUAGAGCUGCAGGACUCAUUCAAGACACUUCAAAGCUCGGUGCAACUUAUGGUCGGAGCGGUAGUGCAGCUAACCGCAGCCGUUGUUGACAAUCCGGUGAGCAUAGAUGUGUCCAUCGUCAAUAUGGUAACUCGAGUGGCUUCGAUGUUGCGAGCAAACACUGUUCCGCUAAACUACACGAUCGCUUCGACGGGUGAGAAUAUUCGAGCGGCUGAUGCAUUCCUCGGAAGGCUAUCCAGGUCGGUACAGACCACAACGACAACGGUUGGAAAUGAUUUUACAAGCUUUAUGGAUGAUGUAGAGCAAUUGCAAGACACGACGCUGCAAGCGUUGGGCUGCACCAAGCAAGAGAUCAGUGGUCUCGGGGCAUCGGUUGAACCCUUGGUGGCAAUAUUAUGCGACGGUUCGGGCCCGUGCGAUAUUCGGACUACGGUUACAAAAAUUCUGCAAUUGCAGUCGGAUGACCAAGAUGAAGUGGCCCUCACGGUGAGGGAACAGUUCAGCAAGUUAACCCCAUACAAAACCAUCCUAACAUCGGUCGCAUCUGUUACGUUCAGUCGAGCCUAUGAGCUUGGCUUGUAUCUUGCCGACGUGACGGCAAUGAAGGGACCGUACGGCCUGUACUGUUUGAACAAGUACGCCAGCGUGGUGGAACAGCUUCUACCGCGCGUUAGGGAUGGUUUAAUAGUGUGCUAUCGGCAGGAGCACACGCGACUACGAACGCUCCGCACCAGCCUGCUCAACAUGUACGCGACGUUCGUGUACGAUUUCGAGGAUCUGUUCGAUCAGCUACAGCUCUGCACUGCGGAGUCGGGCAAUUUUUCGUUCUUAACUGCUAUGAACGGUCUCUAUACACAGUUGGUGGAGCAAAUGAAGAAAAAACUGGAGCUAAUGAAGUCGUUUCUGGUAGCUGAGACAACUAGUAGCGCCCGCCGGCUGCUGCUGUGUGGUACGGAAGCCUCCCUAGCUGUCGCGAACGAUCGGGCGCAGCUAUGGAGCGAAAUUGGAGAGUGUCGACAGAAAGGGCCGUCUUACAAUGUGCCAAUGAUGGAGGUUUGAGAUGUUUAGAGGGAAUAUGAUGUUUUAUGUUAUAAUAUAAAUAAAGUUUUGUGAAAAAAGAUA
Anopheles gambiae (African malaria mosquito) is the source of this 1608-nucleotide messenger RNA. RefSeq lists its product as uncharacterized. The transcript is spliced from 2 exons. NCBI's taxonomy places the organism in Eukaryota, Metazoa, Arthropoda, Insecta, Diptera, Culicidae. The record is from RefSeq and is a predicted model, not a curated record. Bases 61 to 1545 code for a protein of 494 amino acids.